AUGUCUGCACAUUACGCACCUCUGCCAACCCAGCAGUCAUCACGAGAUGUCGAUCGUGAACUCAACGACGCCUUUGAGUCCGAUGGCGAUGAUGAGGAUUACAUUGACUCAGAACGCAAUCGUCCGCGUGCUGAGACCUUUUCCUACGUCGCAAUUCCCCAAAAAGACGCGUCUGGUAGUACGACAGUUCCUGGAACUUAUGACUUUGAGCGGAAUUACGACUACGACCGCCCGCCCCCUGGUUCUCCUCCACAGCCUCUCGCAUCUGCUCUACCCAAUGAUAUAGGCAAUUCAAAUGGCGAAUUGCCAACCUCUCCUUUGGGAACGACAUUACCACGACCAUCAUUCUUGCGCAGGGCAGUUGGGGCCAUCUUACCUACUCACUACGUCCGUGUACCGACCCAUGAACCACCCGUCGGGGUGAGAGGUGGAGGAAUACAGAAUGAUGGAGUGUUCUCGAAUGUUGUCGUCAAACCCGCCUCCUCAGUACCAAUACAAGCUGAUGAUGGCAGCAUCUACAUGGUCCCUGAGGAGACGCAAGGCACUGCUCCACCCUCUUAUGCGGCAGCCCAAGCAGAUGCUGUUCCCCCGUAUUGGGAUACAAUCAUACAUGCUCCUUCCGGAAUGGACACCGAUACUGGGAUGAUCGUCGGCGAUCUUCCCUCGGGCUCCAUCCUCACUUUCAUCUCGAACCUCUUCGUCUCGUUUUUAUUCCAAUUUAUCGGCUUCCUCCUAACGUACCUCCUCCAUACCACACAUGCCGCAAAGUUUGGCUCGAGAGCUGGCCUUGGACUAACGUUGAUCCAAUAUGGAUUUUACUCUCGUACAGCGGUCAACAUAUAUCCUGCGCCUGAUAGUAAUGGCGAUCCUGAUGUCCUCAUGCUAUCCUCCCCGCCUUCAUCUUCGGCCCCCGUGCCUCCAGAGAAUACCGUUAUUCUCAACAUGUUUUCACGAGAGUGGCUAUCAUUUAUUUUAAUGACUGUCGGCUGGUUUCUGCUCCUUUCCUCUUUGGUCGGUUUUUGGCGCGUAAAGAACUGGGAAUGUGCCAUCCGCGCCUCAAAUGCACACGAACCUCAAUCACCUGAGGAUAUCGCUCGUGAUAUCGCGACGAGGAGAAAUAUUGAGCAGGCGUUCAACAUCGCACCGCUUGAAGAGAGCGAGCGCACAUCUCUCGGCUCGCCUUUCACAGUCACGACACAGCAGGAACAUGCAGAGGCAGAAUUGCGGGCUGCACAUCUAUUGUGA
Molecule: messenger RNA, 1245 nt
Organism: Suillus bovinus
Lineage: Eukaryota; Fungi; Basidiomycota; Agaricomycetes; Boletales; Suillaceae
Exons: 3
Coding region: 1-1245 (414 amino acids)
Biological process (GO): ubiquitin-dependent protein catabolic process; vacuolar transport; positive regulation of protein ubiquitination
Cellular component (GO): perinuclear region of cytoplasm; Golgi apparatus; endoplasmic reticulum
Source: RefSeq, a predicted model, not a curated record